This is a messenger RNA of Exophiala bonariae, 1623 nucleotides long. RefSeq lists its product as uncharacterized. Gene Ontology annotation, biological process: ergosterol metabolic process. Gene Ontology annotation, cellular component: endoplasmic reticulum membrane. Gene Ontology annotation, molecular function: ergosterol O-acyltransferase activity. The transcript is spliced from 2 exons. The record is from RefSeq and is a predicted model, not a curated record. NCBI's taxonomy places the organism in Eukaryota, Fungi, Ascomycota, Eurotiomycetes, Chaetothyriales, Herpotrichiellaceae. Bases 1 to 1623 code for a protein of 540 amino acids.
AUGGCUGCCACUGCCCGCCGUCCCAGUCCAGAUGGGAAUCUCCUGCGCCCACGACCUCUCAGAGCUCUGCCUGAGGCACUACGCUCUGCUGGUCAUGGUCUGAACGGCUUUGCAGAAGUUCCAUCGGGAGUGUCUAGUGGACGCUCAACUCCUAUCCCUCAUGAUGCGCCUCCUUCAGUCCAAUCCAUCUCCACUGCUCGAAAGCAGGCUCGUGCCCAGGCCAAACAUCGCCUAUUCCACACCAUCAAUUACGUGCCCCGAGUCUCCCAUUUCGACCCCAGGAGCGAGUACCGCGACUUCCGCGGGUUUUUCGUUCUUUUUUGGAUCAGCUUGUCCAUAAUGUGUCUUACCACCGGUUUACGGAAUAUUAAAGAGACUGGGCUGCCUUUGAGAGUCAACGUAUACAAGAUCCUCUCCAGGAAUGUACUGUCGCUGGGUUUAAGCGACGCUGCCAUGGUUGUGAGCACGGCCUUGAGCCUCCCACUGCAAAAGCUCACUCGGAAGAGCUCUGGCAUUUUUCGUUGGCGAAAUGCAGGGAUCUGGAUCCAGAGCAUCUUCCAGGUCGGUUGGCUGUUCUUCUGGGUUCAACUGCCAUUUUUGCUCGGUUGGACAUGGACCGCACAGGUGUACUUCGCCCUCCACACCUUGACUUUUCUCAUGAAAAUGCAUUCGUAUGCCUUCUAUAAUGGCCACUUGAGUGAGACGGAGAAACGACUGCACGAAUUGGAUCGACCCGAAACAGCCGAUUUGGCCGAGGCCAUCAAGUAUCCGAGCUCACCAUCGAGGCUCCGAGAACUCGAUUCAGAUGCUUCUCCCGAAGAGAAGGAAUCUCUCGAACAGCUCACACAAUUACGGCAAGACCUCGCAACUGAGCUCACUUCUCCUCUUGGCCAAGUCACUUAUCCUCAAAACUUGACCCUGUACAAUUACGUCGAUUAUAUUCUUUGUCCCACACUGUGUUACGAACUUGAAUAUCCCAGGACUGCCAAUAUCCGCUGGCUGGAAUUGUUCUACAAGACCUUGGCUGUUUUUGGCUGCAUAUUCCUAAUGAUCACAAUCAGUGAAGAAUUCAUCACCCCCGUCUUGGCCGAAUCUGCCAUACGCCUAAAACAUGUCUAUACAUUCUCCGACAAAUCUCUCAUCUUGGCCGAGACUAUCAGCCUUCUCUUGUUCCCAUUCAUGAUAACCUUUUUACUAGUCUUCCUCGUUAUAUGGGAGUACAUCCUGGGCGCGUUCGCGGAAAUCACUUGUUUCGCCGACCGCCACUUUUACUCCGACUGGUGGAACAGCAGUGACUGGCUGGAAUUUUCCAGAGAGUGGAACAUCCCUGUGUAUCAUUUCCUACGACGACAUGUGUUCUUCUCGUCCAGGACGUAUUUCUCCAGCUCUAUCGCCAUGACUAUUACCUUUCUGAUUAGCGCGCUUGGUCACGAAUUGAUCAUGGGUUGCAUCACGAAAAAACUCAGGGGUUAUGGUUUUGUCGCCAUGAUGCUGCAACUGCCUAUCGUUGCUUUGCAGAGGAGUCCACUCAUCCGUGGUCGCUGGGUCUUUAACAACGCUGCAUUUUGGAGCAGCAUGAUAUUGGGCUUGAGUGCCAUGUGUAGUCUCUAUGUCUUGGUAUGA